GUGACGCGAUGGUGACGCGGCGGUGACGCGGCUGUCAGGUGACGCCAUGCUGUCCCGGCUGCUGAAGGAGCACCAGGCGCGGCAGAGCGAGCGGCGGGAGCUGCAAGAGCGGCGGCGCAGGGAUGCCAUCGCCGCCGCCACCCGCCUGACAGAGGCCCUGGUCGAUCACCUCAACGUGGGAGUGGCUCAGGCUUACGUCAACCAGCGGAAACUGGACCAUGAGGUGAAGACGCUGCAGGUCCAGGCGGCCCAGUUUGCCAAGCAGACUGGGCAGUGGAUCACCAUGGUGGAGAACUUCAACCAGGCCCUCAAGGAGAUCGGCGACGUGGAGAACUGGGCCCGCAGCAUCGAGCUGGACAUGCGGACCAUUGCCACCGCCCUGGAGUACGUCUACAAGGGGCAGCUGCAGCCCCCCUGCUCCUGAGCUGCGGCCCCCCCUGGCCCCCCCACACCCCGGGGCGCCCCCCCCCUUUUUUGCCACCACUCCUGUUCCCGGCAGAUAAGGGGGGACGGGUGGCUGCGCUGCCGCAGCAGCUCCCGGCUGCCUCGGGGAUCCCCCCCCAAAACCAGCAAGUGGGUGGAAUAAAAUGGUGUUUGGGGGGGGCUGGGGGGGGGGGGGGUAGCCAGGCCAGGCACAGCCUUAGCUGCCCCCCACCUCCUAAGCCCCCUCAUCCUCUUUAACCGCUUAA
Tyto alba (common barn owl) is the source of this 689-nucleotide messenger RNA. It is a transcript of the gene BLOC1S1, whose product is annotated as biogenesis of lysosomal organelles complex 1 subunit 1. Bases 47 to 424 code for a protein of 125 amino acids. NCBI's taxonomy places the organism in Eukaryota, Metazoa, Chordata, Aves, Strigiformes, Tytonidae. The transcript is spliced from 4 exons. Gene Ontology annotation, biological process: endosomal transport. The record is from RefSeq and is a predicted model, not a curated record. Gene Ontology annotation, cellular component: BLOC-1 complex.